CCGUUUAGUUAAAGUAUUGAUUAUUUCAUGAAAAAAGUCAUGAGACGCGUAUGUUGUAACGAUUUUAUCAUAGAAACUAAGUAAGCGUUGAGGAGACAACGAACAUAGCACCUGUGUUAAAACAUGUAAAAGUAUAGCACAAUGAGAGGACAUAGUUAAGGAGUGUUCGAGGAGCGUAACAAGGACGCUAUCAAAGGACUUCAUCCUCAUUUAACCUUCAGCUUUAGAGACCGGUGGUUGUAGAGCUGACCAGUUGAGAAAUUGUUGAACUGACCAGUCUGGGAAUGGAUAUGUUGUGGACUUCCCUUCUUAUGGGCAUGGUCGCCCUAGUGAGCGGGGUGGAGUUAGGGGUAUCGCAUGAAGGCGAUUGGGCUUAUCAGUGGUACCCAGACGAACCGUUUAGUUUCGAGUGUCAGAAGGCGAUGCUCAUCAACUCGAAUCAGUACGUCACUUGGGGUCCGAUCCCUAUGGUGGAAACACACAUGGAGCUUAAAAACGGGACUGUUAAUAACUACUACGAGGUCCGCAGUAAGGGUGGUGUAGGCGGCGCUGAGCUCUACGUUAAGAAGGUCUUACCGGAAGUACACGGCGUGUACGUUUGUAACGUUUACAACGAAGACACUACUCCGUAUAAUAAGACGAUAUUCGCGCUGAACUUGCGUGAUCAGCGUUACCGCGUCCUAGGAGACAAGUACAAACAUAACGUGGUGGUCGCCGUCAUCUCCACGGCCGUCUUCCUUGUCCCACUCAUUACACUUUGUAUCCUCCACCGCUUUCGCUGGGAAGCGCGCAAUCCGGAAGAAGCCGUCAAACGGAAGUACGCCUACGCAGACGGUACUUCACUGGAAGGCAAUGGAGCGUACAUGAACCCGGCCUUUAACACUCAGCUUUAGUGCUAUGCUAUAAGUUUUAUUUGUUAACCAGAGACAUUUUUGUGUUUAUUGUAUAAAACUUUCUUUCUUAUUUGCCCUAUAAAUAUUUUCAUCAAAAAUGUAUUCUGUCAUAAAGAAAACAAAUAAAAGCAAACGAAAAGUUA
Mya arenaria is the source of this 1036-nucleotide messenger RNA. RefSeq lists its product as uncharacterized. NCBI's taxonomy places the organism in Eukaryota, Metazoa, Mollusca, Bivalvia, Myida, Myidae. The record is from RefSeq and is a predicted model, not a curated record. Bases 285 to 893 code for a protein of 202 amino acids. The transcript has 3 exons.